AUGAUGGCUGGGCCCAGGACUUCUUCGCCACCCCCAGCUGUAGCCACCCCCCAAACUCAGACUGUACCGACAGAGACUGUUCCUGCCAAGGGCACGUCUGGGGUCAUGUCUGGGGGCACUACUCCUCCCACAGUCGUCACAGCCGCCACCGCUGACCCGUCAACUUCACAGACUGUUACUGACUUCAUCGAGGCUGUUGACAAUGUGCCUGAGGCAAGCGACAGCGACGCCGACUCUACUAUGGGAGACGAACAUUCAUCCUUUACAGCAUCGAUCACAUCAUCUAUCGUAAAAUAUCGCACGCUUAACGGUCGGACAUACCACAGCGAUUCCAUAGGAGACCACUACUGGGGCUCCAAUGAUCAGGCACAAAACAACCUUCUUGACAUUGGGCACCACGUGCUCACUUUGCUACUAGAUGGCAAGUUGUACGGGCCGCCGCUAAAAGAGCCAAUUGAAAGAGUUCUUGACCUUGGUACUGGCACAGGGUCCUGGGCUAUAGACUUUGCCGACGCGCAUCCCGAGGCCGAGAUAAUCGGCACCGACAUAUCGCCCAUACAGCCGACAUGGGUGCCGCCCAACGUGAAAUUGUGCUAUUUCUCUAUGAUUGACGACUUCAACAAGCCUUGGCUUUUCCCGGAAAACCACUUUGACUUUAUCCACAUCCGAUGGGUGCCUGGCACCGUCCACGAUUGGAAGUGGCUGUUUGAGCAGGCUUACCGCACCCUGAAGCCGGGCGGUUGGCUUGAGUCAUUGGACAACGACGGAUUCUUCCGCAGCGACGACGGUACCAUGAGCGAGACCACGGCCACCUACGAUUGGAAACGUAUUGCUAUUGAGGGUGCCAAGAAUAUGGGCCUCAAGCCGUCGAUUUGUACGGUACUAGAUGACCUAACGCGGCCAGCCAUAGAUGCCGCUGGAUUCGUCAACAUUUCCGAGACGUCAUAUAAGGUUCCCUACUCGGAAUGGCCCAAAGACCCCAAACUCAAGGAGAUUGGGCUGUACUGUCGCGCCAUGCUGGAAACUGACACAGAAGGCAUGAUCGGCCGACUGGCAAACGCAGUGGGCUUCACGCCGGAGCAGACCACUAUCUAUUCCGCGCUGGUACGAAAGGAGAUGCGCAGCCUGAACGUGCAUGCCUACUACUGUGCAAAGCAGGUGUACGGCCAGAAGCCAGAGGCUUAA
Molecule: messenger RNA, 1185 nt
Organism: Grosmannia clavigera kw1407
Lineage: Eukaryota; Fungi; Ascomycota; Sordariomycetes; Ophiostomatales; Ophiostomataceae
Product: methyltransferase type 12
Exons: 8
Coding region: 1-1185 (394 amino acids)
Molecular function (GO): methyltransferase activity
Source: RefSeq, a predicted model, not a curated record